Rubroshorea leprosula is the source of this 2341-nucleotide messenger RNA. Lineage: Eukaryota; Viridiplantae; Streptophyta; Magnoliopsida; Malvales; Dipterocarpaceae. The record is from the annotation of a GenBank genome assembly.
AAAAAUAGUGCUGCUGCUGGUAUGCUUUUUCGGUGACGUAAUUAAUAAGAAAAAAUGGAAAAAGAAAGGAAGUUAUCCUCUCAGGUCUCAGCCUCAAUUGCGGGGAUGUCUGAUUCAGUGCUUUAUUAAAGCGGAGAUUUUUAUGUUGAAUUUUGAAUGAAGAAACUCGGGAAAGAGAUGGAUUGUCUUUCUUAGCUCAUAGUAAAAAUUGAAGAAUGGAUGGAGCAUCUAACAGAGGUAGUAGUGGUGUGGAUGUGAUUUUGCCAAAUUACAAGCUUGGUAAAACUCUUGGUAUUGGGUCUUUUGGCAAGGUGAAAAUUGCCGAGCAUGUAUUGACUGGACAUAAAGUUGCUAUCAAGAUUCUUAACUGUCGCAAGAUUCAGAAGAUGGAAAUGGAAGAAAAAGUUAGAAGAGAAAUCAAGAUUUUGAGAUUGUUUAUGCAUCCUCAUAUCAUACGACUUUAUGAGGUGAUUGAGACCUCGACUGACAUUUAUGUUGUUAUGGAAUAUGUUAAAUCGGGAGAACUCUUUGAUUACAUUGUUGAAAAGGGUGGGUUGCAGGAAGAUGAGGCACGUAAUUUUUUUCAACAGGUAUUGAUUGAAAUUAAUAUUAAUGGAUACCCUGUGCUAUUUGUAUCUUUCAAAAAAUAUGUUGCAGUUGAAUGAACUCUGUUUUGAGCUGAUUAUUUCUGGAGUUGAGUACUGCCACAGAAAUAUGGUGGUUCAUCGAGACCUUAAGCCUGAGAACUUGCUUCUAGAUUCUAAAUGUAAUGUGAAGAUUGCUGAUUUUGGCUUGAGCAAUGUAAUGCGAGAUGGUCAUUUUCUAAAAACAAGUUGUGGAAGUCCAAAUUAUGCUGCCCCAGAGGUUAUUUCUGGGAAGUUGUAUGCUGGACCUGAAGUCGAUGUCUGGAGCUGUGGUGUUAUAUUGUAUGCUCUUCUUUGUGGUACCCUUCCUUUUGAUGAUGAAAACAUUCCCAAUCUUUUCAAGAAAAUUAAGGGUGGGAUAUAUAUGCUUCCAAGCCAUUUAUCCCCUGGUGCUAGAGAUUUGAUCCCAAGAAUGCUUGUUGUUGACCCAAUGAAGAGGGUCACCAUUCCUGAGAUCCGUCAGCAUCCAUGGUUUCAAGCACAUCUUCCACGGUAUUUAGCUGUUCCACCACCAGACACAAUUCAACAAGCAAAAAAGAUUGAUGAGGAGAUACUUCAGGAGGUGGUUAAGAAGGGAUUUGACAGGAACCAACUCAUUGAAUCACUUUGUAACGGGAUACAAAAUGAGGCUACUGUUGCAUAUUACUUGUUAUUGGACAAUCGGUUCCGGGUUUCCAGUGGCUAUCUUGGAGCUGAGUUUCAAGAAACUGUGGAUAGUGGUUUGAACCAUAUGCAUCCAAGUGAACCACUGUCUCCAGCUCUUGGACACCGUAUGACAGGAUAUAUGGAUUAUCAAGGAUUGACACAGCUUGGUUUGAGAGGGCAGUCUCCAGUUGAGAGGAAAUGGGCUCUUGGACUGCAGUCUCGAGCACAUCCUCGUGAAAUUAUGACAGAAGUCCUCAAAGCUCUGCAAGAAUUGAAUGUGUGCUGGAAGAAGAUAGGGCACUACAACAUGAAGUGCAGGUGGAUUCCUGGCAUCCCUGGUCAUCUUGAAGGCAUGGUUAACAAUGCUGUGCACAGUAGUCAUUAUUUUGGUGAUGAAUCAAGCAUUAUUGAGAAUGAUGGGAUUAUUCAAUCACCAAAUGUCGUCAAGUUUGAGCUGCAGCUUUACAAAAGGGAGGAGAAGUGCCUGCUAGAUCUACAAAGGGUUCAAGGGCCACAAUUUGUGUUUUUAGAUCUUUGUGCCACAUUCCUUGCACAGCUCCGGGUCCUUUGAAAUAAGGGAGAGGUCUCUAUCCUUCCAAGAGGACCGUUUGCUGCCUUAAACUUGAAUUUCAGUGGUGCAUGUUCAUUGGGAUUCAUUCAUAUAUACCGGAUGGACAAUGAAGAAUGAACCCACCCAAGACCCAACUGAACCGACCCAGGUAAAGAAGUGGCGGAUUAAAAGGCAUUAAAAUGAAAAAUCACUUGAUGGGUAGGAGUGGUAAUUACUGGACGAGGUCUUUGGGCUUGAUGCCUUUAUCUAUCAUUUCAUUGAGGUCAGGCCCAUAACCAGUGGACCGUUAAAAUUGGGUGAAGCCCAGGAUAAGCUUAGUUUUGGUUAGGCUCAUUGCUGAAUAAUCAGUCAACCACCUGGCCUUUCGGGUCGUCUCCGACCAUAUUGACGUGCAUCUCCUCCCUCUUGGACAGGGUUCAGACCCGUCUCAUAACCCAUUAUUUCAAAAAAAUAAAUAAAUAAAUAAAUAAUCAGUCAACUU